AGAACAAAAGAAAAACCCAAGUGAAACUACACCCAUUCCUCUAUGCUUUUCUUCUUCUUCUAAAAGCCAUGGAUUCCUCAACCAAAAUUGUACCCAAUGAAAGAGACACCAAGUUUCCGGCAACAAAUCAGCUGUCCUCUCGCCGAUCCCAGUCCUUGUCUUCACUCUCAUCCUGUUCCUCAUCUCUUGAAUCCUCUUUUUCCGGCGAUUCCCCGACUAGUCCUGUCACUCCUCCACGAUUUUCCGGCAUUCCAUUUUCUUGGGAAAAAAUCCCCGGAAUUCCCAAGAAACAAGCAUCUCGGAAGAAGGAGAACUCCCCUCUGAGUCUUCUCCCACUGCCUCCUUCCACCACUCCGACUCCCUCCAAGAGAUUCAACCAUCAAGAUCAGGAAACCAGCACGAUCCGGAAGAAGAACAACAUAAGCGAGAGCUUCAGAAGGGAUCCAUUUUUCGCUGCAUUUGUAGAGUGCUGCAAGGAAGAUGAAGAUCAAGAAACAUCACCCAAUAUUUGGAAAAGCAGUAAGGUGCCAAGAAAUCUAAGUGACAGGCUGGGAUUGAUCAACAUUUACACAUCUUGCAAGAGGACAUGCACUGUAUCAGAGUCCAUAAUAUUGGUCCCAAGGUCAGCCAGAAGCUCCUACCAUAUACUAAACCGGCGAUCAGGCUGAAAGAAUGGGUUUUAAUUAGAUAAGUAUUUAUGUGUUUGUUUGAUGAGAAAAAUGAUUUAAAUUUGGGAUAUCGUCUCUUGUGCCUUAAUGUUUAAUUUUCCUCUAAGUUGCAUGGUCAGUGAGGAGGACAGAUUAUUGUAAGUUCCCCAAUCACGUAACUUAAUUUGCUUGAUGUGUAUUAAGAUAUAUAAUUCAAGUUGUUUUGAAUAUGAUAUAUAGAUGUGGUUCUCCUCUGGAUUCCA
Molecule: messenger RNA, 910 nt
Organism: Vitis riparia (riverbank grape)
Lineage: Eukaryota; Viridiplantae; Streptophyta; Magnoliopsida; Vitales; Vitaceae
Exons: 1
Coding region: 69-668 (199 amino acids)
Source: RefSeq, a predicted model, not a curated record